This is a messenger RNA of Melopsittacus undulatus (budgerigar), 916 nucleotides long. RefSeq names its product calcium and integrin binding family member 3 (gene CIB3). The transcript has 6 exons. Gene Ontology annotation, biological process: calcium ion homeostasis. The record is from RefSeq and is a predicted model, not a curated record. Gene Ontology annotation, molecular function: calcium ion binding; magnesium ion binding. Bases 73 to 636 code for a protein of 187 amino acids. NCBI's taxonomy places the organism in Eukaryota, Metazoa, Chordata, Aves, Psittaciformes, Psittaculidae.
AUAUCCAGCCCGCCUAUAAAGGUGCCUCUGAGGAAAGAAUGAUGGGACUAGAAUUGGCAUUCAGAGCUAGAAAUGGGCAACAAGCAAACUGUUUUCACUCAAGAGCAACUGGAUGCAUAUCAGGACUGCACGUUCUUUACAAGGAAAGAAAUACUGAGACUGUUUUACAGAUACCGAGAUCUAGCCCCACAGCUAGUUCCACUCGACUACACACAUAAACCAGACGUGACACUUCCCUAUGAACUCAUUGGCAGCAUGCCAGAGCUAAAGGACAACCCCUUCCGCCAGCGGAUAGCAGAGGUUUUCUCAGAGGGUGGAGAUGGCAACAUGACUUUAGAUGAUUUUUUGGACAUGUUUUCAGUGCUGAGUGAAAUGGCUCCCAGAGACUUGAAAGCUUAUUAUGCUUUUAAAAUUUAUGAUUUUAACAAUGAUGACUACAUAUGCAAAUCUGAUCUGGAGAAAACAGUCAACAAAUUAACCCGAAAUGAACUUACCCCAGAAGAAGUGAGCCUUGUAUGUGAAAAGGUGAUUUACGAAGCUGACGUGGACAACGAUGGCAAGCUGUCUCUGGAAGACUUCCAGCACAUGAUAAUACGGGCUCCAGAUUUCCUUAGCACAUUUCACAUUCGCAUCUGAAUCUAGUGAAACACGAGGAGGGAAGCACUUCCUGAACCUUCAACAACUGUUACUUCACCUGAGAUUACCAUCCAUGAGGGAGCAAAAGGAAGGGAGAGAAGAGGACAACUUCGGGUAACCGAACCAGUCAGAGAACUCUGUCUCUUUCACCUCUUUAGAAGGAGCAAUUCACUAAGCUCUUCAUUGUGAUUUCUCUGUAAUUUAUCAAAAUACCUAUUUCCCUUGCAAUGUAACAAAAACUGCAUUCCUUCUCCCUCCCCGCAGCUAAAGCAAAUCUGAC